Molecule: messenger RNA, 1128 nt
Organism: Vicia villosa (hairy vetch)
Lineage: Eukaryota; Viridiplantae; Streptophyta; Magnoliopsida; Fabales; Fabaceae
Product: tropinone reductase homolog At5g06060-like
Exons: 4
Coding region: 116-913 (265 amino acids)
Molecular function (GO): oxidoreductase activity
Source: RefSeq, a predicted model, not a curated record
CUCUAAAAAAAUAAUUAACUUUUAAAAUUCACCACUAAAUCAUACACAAGUGUAUAUAUAUUUCACUUUCUUCCAUUCCAAUUCCAAAAAUCCAACUAAUCAGUAGUAAAGAAAAAUGGCAGAAACAAAGUUGAGCAGCUUCAAAGAUAAAAGAUGGUCACUUCAUGGAAUGACUGCUCUAGUUACUGGUGGAACCCGAGGCAUAGGCCAUGCAAUUGUAGAAGAGUUGGCAGAAUUUGGAGCAGUUGUGCAUAUAUGUGCAAGAAAACAACAAGAAAUUGAUAAAUGUUUGGAAGAGUGGAAAGCCAAAGGAUUUCGCGUUACAGGGUCAGUUUGUGAUAUACUUGUUCCUGGCCAACGUGAAAAACUAAUGGAAACUGUCGAUUCGAUCUUCAAUGGAAAACUCAACAUUCUAGUAAACAAUGCUGGAUCAAUGACUCCUAAGACAAUCCUAGAAUAUACUUGUGAAGAUAUGGCAACUAUAAUGGGUACUAAUUUUGAGUCUGGUUACCAUUUGUGUCAACUUGCACAUCCACUUCUAAAAGAAUCUGGGUAUGGAAGCAUAAUAUCCAUAUCUUCUAUUUUUGGUCUGAAACCUGUGCCCUUUUCCUCUAUCUAUGCAGCUUCUAAAGGAGCCAUAAAUCAAUGCGCCAAGAACUUUGCAUUGGAAUGGGCUAAGGAUAAUAUUCGAACAAAUGUUGUGGCACCUGGACCUGUUGUAACCUCCCUUUUGGAGUCUAUAAUGAAACAUCCAGAAGCUGAGAAUGUAUGGGGCGAUGUAUUGUCUCAUACACCUAUAAGUCGAGUGGGAGAAGCUAAAGAGAUAUCAGCAUUGGUUGCUUUUCUUUGUCUGCCAGCUGCUUCAUAUAUCACUGGACAAAUUAUAGCAGCAGAUGGUGGUUUCACUAAUUAAGCUUUUCUCAUCAUUUUAAUCUACUAAAAUAAAAUCUUUACUUCAAGUUGGUCUUGAAGAAAUUGGCAAAAUAGGUAACAACUCUAUAUACUAAAAAAUUUUGUGUCAAAUUUUAGAUCAUAUACAAUAAACAUUUCCUCUAAAUCAAUCUUAUUACAAACUUGUAACAAUUACUAGAUAUAAUAUAAUUUUAAGUGUGUUAUUUUUUUCUAUAA